This is a messenger RNA of Hirundo rustica (Barn swallow), 330 nucleotides long. Its product is annotated as feather keratin Cos1-1/Cos1-3/Cos2-1-like. Gene Ontology annotation, molecular function: structural constituent of cytoskeleton. Bases 1 to 330 code for a protein of 109 amino acids. Gene Ontology annotation, cellular component: intermediate filament. The record is from RefSeq and is a predicted model, not a curated record. The transcript has a single exon. Lineage: Eukaryota; Metazoa; Chordata; Aves; Passeriformes; Hirundinidae.
AUGUCCUGCUCUGAGAAGUGCCAGCAGUGCCGGCCCUGUGACCCUUGCUGCCAGCCCUGUGGCCCCUGCCCGCUGGCCAGCAGCUGCACUGAGUGCUGUGUCAGGCAGUGCCAGAGCUCCCACGUCGUCAUUGAGCCGCCUGCUGUGCUGGUGACCCUGCCCGGCCCCAUCCUCAGCUCCUCCCCACAGAACACCGCCGUGGGAUCCUCCACCUCUGCUGCUGUUGGCAACAUCCUCAGCUGUGACGGAGUGCCCAUCAGCUCUGGGGGCUUUGACAUCUCCUGCAUCACCAACUGCUAUGGUGGCAACAGAUGUUGUCGCUCCUGCUAA